ACUCGUCGCUGAUAAUUUCACAGGGGACGCAGACGUGAACGUAGCGCUCGUUCACGUGGAAGCGUCGGUUUUAGCCGUGACCCACGAGAAGCUGUGAAAAACGUAGGUGUUGUGAAGGGGAUGGCAGAUGUAGUUUUCACAGUGACGGUUGUUCUUAUCCCAAGCUGGUUAACUGCAACUUGACAUUUUUCGCAAACUUCUCAGUGGUAUCCAUCUGUUCAGGAAGCAAAUUCUAUGGCUCAUCUCAUCCAUCAUUUCUGUUCUAUCUCUGGUCAAACUCCAAACUGGGCUAAAUCUGCCAUUCUUUUUAGUUCUCAUCUUUUUAGUUCUCAUGUUAGUCAAGCUACUAUUCAGGAGAUUAAGCAAUUUUUUUCUGUUUCAAAUUUGGAUAGUAAUUUCACCCAUCUUGGUCAUCCACUUAUUCUUCCUGCUAAGAAUAGAAGUGUUGCUUAUAACUUUGUGCUUGACAAGUUUAAGAAUAAACUGCCUGCUUAUAAAGCCAAUAUGCUUUCUCAUGCUGCUAGGUUGGAAUUGAUUCGUUCUGUUUUCUCAGCUAUUCCUGUUUAUUAUAUGGCUAACAUUUUGUUCACUAAGAAGUUUCUUGCUAAGCUCACUGAUGUCAGUAGGAAUUUUUGGUGGACAGGUGUCAGGGAAAAUGAUUCAAGCAGGAGUCUUUGUCUUCGAGCAUGGAAAGAUAUUUGCAAUUCUAAAGAAGAAGGUGGCCUAGCUACUCCUUACUCUCCUAAAUCUGCUUUCUGGACCUCUGUUUUGAAAAUGAUGCCUAAGUUAAGAGCUCAUUCUUUUUAUCAAUUGACACAAGGUAAUAUCUCAAUCUGGAGUUCUCCUUGGUGCACUCUUUGGACUAGCAUUCAUGACUAUCUUAAUAUUCAACAACCAAGUUUUAUUUAUCCUUCUUUAGUUAGGGAUCUUUGGCUCCCUGGCCAAAAAAAUUGGAAUAAUGGUUUAAUACAUUUACUUUUUCAGCAACCUAUGGCUUCAGUCAUUGCUCAAACUGAUAUCAUUGAUGAUGACGGCCCAGAUUUACUCUGUUGGAAUCUGACACCUGAUGGAAUUUGUUCUUCCAAAUCUGCUUAUAAGCUUUGUUUGCAGGAAAUUCAUACAAAUCCUAGAGAUGCGCCUUCUGUAUUAUCUCUGGAGCUCAAGGACCUUCUCAAACUGGUCUGGAAACAAAAGCAGCUCAUUCCUAGGGUGCAAACUUUUGCAUGGAGGCUUCUUAGGAGAGCUUUACCUACAGGCUUGCGGGCAGGCCGUUUCUCUAAUCAUAUCUCUCCCAACUGUUGUAGGUGUGGCAUUCAAGAGGAUGAGUUCCAUUUAUUUUCCCUAUGUCCUUUUGCACGAGCUACUUGGUUUGAUUCCCCUUGGUUCAUUAGGUCGGAUGUUUUAGUCCAAGGCCAUGCUUCUAUGCAUUCCAUUCUCAUUGCCUUUCUUCGCAUGGGACAUCCAUACGGUUCUAUUUCAAACAUUCUAAACUUCUUGUGGUGUCUUUGGAAGGCUAGAAAUGAUUAUCUCUUUGAUAGGAAUAAGGCUCCUCCUCAUCAUGUGCACCUUGCCACUAAAGCUUUGUCUUCUGAUGCUUAUAUUGAUUUACCUCACUUGUCUCAGAUGCAGGUGACACCACAAGUACAACUUCCUCUUGAUCAGCUUCCUAUGCAGGGACGAACUCUCCGGUCGGAUUUGCUUGUUUCGGGCCCCAAAAUUUACUCUGAUGCAGCUUUCAGAUCUCGGAAAGUUCCUAGUUUACCACAAGGAGAAAUUGCAACGGGAGUGGGUAUUUAUAUUUCCUUGGCUCAAGAUCAAGUGAAUGUGCAGAUUCAAGCUUCUGCUCCUCCUACUACUUCUCCUCUACAUGCUGAAGCUCUGGCUCUCUCUUUUGUUGCUCAAGUGGCUAGUAAGCUCAAUAUUCUUCGACCAACAUUUCUCAUGGAUUUCCUCUCACUAUCGUCGGUGGCUGCUAUUGGAAGGAUAGUAGAAUCUACCACUCCUUGGUGCAUUAGGAAGCCUUUGGCUACUUUCUUCAACCAUGCUACCAAUCUGUAGCCUCAAGUCUUUCAUAUUUCCAGAGAAAUAAAUGGCAUAGCACACAAUGUAGCUCAACAGGUUUUACAUCAAUGUGUUCAACCUGAAGUUUGUUGUUUUGCUUCAGCUCAUAGGCAUACUUCAUGUGCUGUUGUAUCUCUUCUUUCCAACUUUCAGGAUCAGGAGUUUGUAAUUCACACUGUACAUUGUUACUGAGCUCAAUGAAUUUGGCGCUUCGAGCGC
Messenger RNA from Triticum aestivum (bread wheat), 2280 nucleotides. RefSeq lists its product as uncharacterized. NCBI's taxonomy places the organism in Eukaryota, Viridiplantae, Streptophyta, Magnoliopsida, Poales, Poaceae. The record is from RefSeq and is a predicted model, not a curated record. Bases 235 to 2058 code for a protein of 607 amino acids. The transcript is spliced from 2 exons.